AUGGCCUCCUCGCUCACGGUGCAGCUGUCGCAAAUAGCGGCGACCUCGACGCACCAGCUUGAUUUGAAAGCCCAAAGGAUUGCUCACUCGAAAUCUUUGCUGUUUGAACAGAGGAAUGCGGUGUCCCAGAGCUUUGACACUAUUUACCAAAUAUGUUAUGAAGGCUUUCAGGAAUUAUGCGCACUGGAUCCACGGUUUGCGAGAUUCCGGCGUACGAUAUUUAACGAACAGAGCAAGACCGAGGAUAGGCUUGAAAUGAAUGCAGAACAAAAUAAAGAACUAGAUAUUGUUUUGGAGGAAUUCCUGGCACUUGUUGGUAGCCGCCUUCUACUGCAGCCUGCUAUCAAAUCGGUUGAGUGGCUUGUUCGUCGUUUUCGAGUUCACGAGUACAAUACCGAUUUUGUCUUACUCACAUUCCUCCCAUACCACACAACCGACUUAUUCAAGGUACUGCUGUCGAUUCUGCCUGAAAACCUCCCGCCCACUUUCAAAGUUUUAAACCCCUAUAGGCGGAGUUUGACCUUGCCACCUCGACAUCCAAUUGUCCAUAGCGCCUCAACGAAUAAACUCUUUUUUUCUGCUCUAAAUAAUUAUGUUUUGCAAGUCAGCAAGGCUCAGGCCCAUUAUCAAGGGCUUCUAUCUUUUUGGGCUGGCGUCACCGCAGAAGCAGUAGCUAACAUGUUGGACGCCGCGAACUCUGGAAGACGAGAGGUGGAAAAAAGGAAUCAGGAAGAUGUUUUGCUCCAGAUACUUCCGGUUCUACAUACCGGAUUUGGACUACCAAAAGUCCCUGAACUUGUCAUCGGUUGUUACAUGCUCUGUGUUGUUAUCGCUAAUAAAACAUUGCUUGAAGAUAAUGUGUUGGACGGGCUCAUGGAGGCUGUCGCCGGAACUUGGACUCAGGAGACUAUCUUGGCAGGGUUGACAUGCUUAUCAGUCCUGGGGCAACACAAGACUUCACAGGGACUUCCUCGGAAUGUUGUUAAGUCUAUCACUCGUUUCGAAAACUCCCUUGACAUGAUUGCUGAGCUCCGCACACGAUACUCUAUGACAGGAUUACUUCUUGGUUUGAUAAAUGGAUGCACCAAGGACAUUAGUAACCAGAAGGAUUUGACUCCCUUACAGUUAGUUGACGACAUUAUACAGCGCGACAUUUUAGAGUCAGAUGCUUUGAUUCAGGCAAUGGUUACUAUUCUUCAAGCAGCCAACGAUUUGCAAAGGUCCGGCCUUAUGAUCGAAGAGAGUCGGUCAAUCCUCUCAGGAAUGAUCCAGCACUUUACUGAGUCAGAGCCGUUGGCACCUCUCCUGCAAAGUGCUAUUCGGGAAGCAAAAAUUGACCUCAAUGCACUAGAAAUCGGCCUUGAGACGGUUCUUGAAAGCAACCGAGUUCUGGUAACCAUAGACGAUGUCAAUAUGGAAGAUUCUGAUGCCACCGUUGAAAAGGAGAACGUGUUUGCUGAGACCCUGGAAGCGAUUCCCAAAUCUACCAAGCACACUUCUUUUCUUGAAGAACCACAUUCGGCCAUUUUCAGUCAACUGGCACACGCAUUUGUUCUUGCCACUGGGAACAAGCAAAAACAAUCACAAUUUGUUGAUUUACCUAUUUUAAAACGUGAUUCAUCUCUGCAGGGCACUUUGAUUCUCUCCUUCUUCCUGCGAUUUUGUUCUGGACCAUAUCCAUCUGCAAGCAGAGCAUCAGCUAUCCAACUUAUGACGGACUGUCUUACUGAGAAUGCCUCCGCCUGCUUUGAUAUGCAAGUGACUCUUCCAUAUAUAAUAUCGGCGCUCUGUGAUCCGUCGGAGAGGGUCCGAAGAGAAGCAGCUAGCCUGCUGGCCGCUUUUGAACGUAGUUGCGCAAAAAUCAAGAAAGAGGACGAGCACAAGCCCCAGCGUUGCUGGGGAUUCGAGACUCUCUACGGGAAGAGUGAGCUAUCCAAAUAUCUUCGGUGGCUAUCUCCACGAGACGUUUACAAAUUCACCCGUCGAGUCUUAUUGCCUGCUUUGGAGGAGUGCAUACUGGACCCAGCCCAAAUCGGAAGCGUGUUGGAACCCGUCCAAGGAGCGCAUUAA
Messenger RNA from Histoplasma mississippiense, 2070 nucleotides. RefSeq lists its product as hypothetical. Gene Ontology annotation, molecular function: snoRNA binding. The record is from RefSeq and is a predicted model, not a curated record. NCBI's taxonomy places the organism in Eukaryota, Fungi, Ascomycota, Eurotiomycetes, Onygenales, Ajellomycetaceae. Gene Ontology annotation, cellular component: t-UTP complex; 90S preribosome; small-subunit processome. Bases 1 to 2070 code for a protein of 689 amino acids. Gene Ontology annotation, biological process: positive regulation of transcription by RNA polymerase I; maturation of SSU-rRNA from tricistronic rRNA transcript (SSU-rRNA, 5.8S rRNA, LSU-rRNA). The transcript is spliced from 2 exons.